This is a messenger RNA of Boleophthalmus pectinirostris (great blue-spotted mudskipper), 1154 nucleotides long. RefSeq lists its product as uncharacterized. The record is from RefSeq and is a predicted model, not a curated record. The transcript has 6 exons. NCBI's taxonomy places the organism in Eukaryota, Metazoa, Chordata, Actinopteri, Gobiiformes, Gobiidae. Bases 351 to 1154 code for a protein of 267 amino acids.
GUGUUGCAUGUCCCUGUCAAGUGCUGAUUAUUUGGUUCUUUUUGUUGUAGGAGCAAUUGGCCUGGUUAUCAUCUGCUGGUUUCAUUUGGCUGGAACUGUAUAUUCAUUCACAGAUGCCAAAACCCCAAAACGGCACUUUUAAAUGCAAUUUCCCUUUUGUCAAUGCUAUGAGCACCAGUGGAGGAGGACGACCGGACGGCUGCCUGUCACACAUGGAUCUGAUCGGGCGAGGGCAGAUAACAGCAGACAAACUGGAGCCAUCCUUUGAACGCGCCAUGAAGGGUGACGUAUCAGGCUCUCACUGUCUCAACUGAUCAUUUCUUGUUUGGAUCUAACAGCAAAAAGACGCCAUGCUCAGAACCUCUGUGUUAUUGUUUUUUGUACUAACCAAUGGCAUCACAGCAAAGCCACUAAAACCCUUGGAUGAACUUCGCAAUGAAGCAGUCCAAAAGGGUUGGGUAUCCAUUGAUGACAAAGGUAUGGCCUCCUGGGGAGUGGAAGUGGAGCCUCCUGAAGACAUGGAUGAAACCAGUUUUGAUAUUGACCCCAAUAUGAAAAUCUGGAAGAGUGUGGAAGAUGACGGCAAACAGUACCAAAUGACUGAAGAAGAUCUGGAUGAACUCCAACAUCCUUCAACAGAGAACCUUAUUAAAGUCUAUGAAGAAGGCAUUCAGGAUGCCCUCCCUCCUGCUGAAAUACAAGUAAAAGAUGCCACAGAUAAUGAAGGAAUAGACUUAGAAUAUCGGCGGUAUACAGAGCCUGAAGAAGACUGGGAUGAGCUUUAUCACAGUGAUAAAGAGGUGGACAAGUAUUUAGCGCCCCUAGUGGUGGGAUAUAAGGGUGAGCCAAUAGAGCCAAAGGGUGAACCAGUGGGCCAUCCAGUUUACACUGAGCCAGAGAAAGACGAUGACGACUUGUACCAUGGUGAUGAUGUUUCAAGCAUGCAGCUGAUUCCAUUGGAGCCUGAAGUGAUGGUAGAAACUCAGGCAAGGCUUUACCUGGAGCCAGAAGAAGACAUGGAUGAUGUUUAUCACAAAGAUGUCCCAGAGAUGACCCCUUUCAACAAUAAGGUGUACCCUGCUGCCGUGGACUGGCCCACUCAGAGGAAGUACACUGAGCCCGAGGAAGACCUGGAUGCCCUGUAUCAUAACUGA